Molecule: messenger RNA, 978 nt
Organism: Thelazia callipaeda (thelaziosis nematode)
Lineage: Eukaryota; Metazoa; Nematoda; Chromadorea; Rhabditida; Thelaziidae
Source: the annotation of a GenBank genome assembly
AUGAUCCACAGUUCAAAGUCUCGAAGAGAAGAUGAAGAAUCAGUUGUAUCAGAAGUAAACGUCGAAGAUGACGAACAAAGCAACCCGCGCAAUAAUUAUUCCGAGUCGUUUUUGGAAGACGGACAUGGAUUCAUUUUUGGAUCGCAGGAACAAAAACUCAUUUAUGAUGGAUUAUUAUUGAAAUAUCUAAAUGGUGAGAUUAAGUCCCUUAGUGAAGUGUGCCGACUUGUAAAAGAACAACUGGGACUCGAAAUCUCUGCUCCUACACUUUCACGGCGUUUGCGGCAUAUAAACCGCAGUGCAGAAACAAACGAAGAACAGGAAAGAAAGAAGAAAAUGGGCGUCCUGCAUGGUUACACAAUAAUUCAACGUAAUCUCUCCAGUCGUUAUAAUGCCUCAUUGCUGGCUGUAAUGGAUGAUAAAACAAAGGAAAUUCGUCAAUAUGCAUAUAUGAAAAGUUCUGUAGAUGGACGUAAAGAAUAUUACCGAUGCAAUCGAUGUUUAAAAGCGAAACGGAAACAUGGGGCAGGAGCACAAGCUUCCAUUAUGGUUUAUGAUGGUGAAUUAAUUGGUGAUAAAGCACCUGAACAUCAUGUCGAAUGUGAACCAGUACCUUAUGAUGAAAUUGCUUUAUUAACCAGUCAGCGAGAAACUCGCGCAUACGAACGAGAGGAAAACGAGGUGAUGCGACAAGUGUUGAGAAAUAGAGUGAUCAUGAAACAGGGAGAAAUGUUAGAACCAGUGCAGUAUCCUUCAGGAACUGAGGGUGAGGAAUUACCAGAAUACGACGAAUCUAAUAGUGCUGGAUCUGUUGAUUCACAGAGGCAAAUAAUUGGAGAGAAAAAAAAGCGAAUGGAACGAAUUUUGUCAGCUGUUUUACUUCUUCUUGACGAACUUGAUGCGGAACAUUUAUUAACAGUUAUUGAAGAGGCACAGUUUCGUGUUGCAGAAUCGCCUAAAAGAACCAUAUUAAGGUGA